UCCAAGUGGCCUCGAGGCCUCUCCUCCCCGCAGUCCUCUGCCUGCCUGCUGUCCCUGCGAAAGACCUUCGUUUUCUCCUCGAGACCAUGGCCUCCCGCAGCGCGGGCACCCUGCUUACUGGCAACAAUGCCACCUACGUGCCGCCCAGCCUCAUGCCUGGGUAUCAGGGUCAUGUUCCAAAUGUGGCCUUCUCCUUUGGGGACACCUAUGGCAAUGCCACCUAUAAGUAUUUCCAAGAUUGCCGAAAUUCAGCCACGUAUACCAGCUAUAGUCCCUAUGGGAAAAGUGGCCAGUUCCCAACACUUUUCUCUCGAAAUCCCAACCUGGCUCUGGGUUACCGCUCCCGUGCCUGGGACCGCUGGCUGCAUACACCCACCUACACUCGCUAUAACCUUGACUGCAACAGAUCCGCAGAGCUCAAGCAAUUCUACCAGCUGGUACAGAUGCACCGAGAACAUUACCGAGACAAGACUGGCACCGUGAACUGGGUCCCUUACUUUGUGCUGCCUGUGAAGGAGAAGGAUCGUUAUCCUCUGCCUACUGAUCUGAGCAGCACUCAGAACCCGGAAAUGGUCCAGAAUUUAAACUAAACUCCAAGGCCUUAAAGAGCUCUUGGCUAUGCCCCCUGCCUCACACAACAACAAGGAAGAUAGAAUGGAGUCAUGGAGGGUCGGAAGAGAGGCUUCCUCACCCAACAUUCAGGAACUGUGACUUCUCUAGUCCUUGUUCUAUUAAUAACUAGUUGUGUGCUCUUGGGCAAAUCACCUCACCUCACCUGUAA
Molecule: messenger RNA, 781 nt
Organism: Vombatus ursinus (common wombat)
Lineage: Eukaryota; Metazoa; Chordata; Mammalia; Diprotodontia; Vombatidae
Gene: CIMIP2C
Product: chromosome unknown C2orf70 homolog
Exons: 5
Coding region: 87-590 (167 amino acids)
Source: RefSeq, a predicted model, not a curated record